Messenger RNA from Lodderomyces jiufengensis, 3246 nucleotides. RefSeq lists its product as uncharacterized. Bases 1 to 3246 code for a protein of 1081 amino acids. The record is from RefSeq and is a predicted model, not a curated record. Lineage: Eukaryota; Fungi; Ascomycota; Pichiomycetes; Serinales; Debaryomycetaceae. The transcript has a single exon.
AUGGAUACGAAAGAUCAAGAUCAAGAUCAUCAAAAAUCAUCGACCCCGCAACCAUCAACUCAAACAUCAAAUUCCACUACUUCAAAUAACAAUCAUCAUAGUCAGAAUCAAUUAGAUCAUAAUCGUAGUUAUAGUCACUACACUCAUAUACCUCAUCAUCAACAUCAUCAUUUACAAAAUCAUGAACAACUGCAAGUAACUCAAGAUGAUGUUCAAUUGAGUCGUACCGUUUCACCAGUUUCAAUUAAUGUUCCAAUUUCAAUUCCAUCAUUAUGCAGACAUAAUUCUUCAAGUGACUCAAUUGAUUCAAAUAGUUUCCAGCUUAGUUCUUUUGACAAAGACACGAAUAAUACAAUACUACCAGAAAUUACAAUCCCCAAAACUCCACCACCCAUAGACCAUAAUAAUAGAAGAAAUAACAAUGGGACAUUUUCAAAUUUUCAGUUACCAAAUGAUAUUUUAAAGAAUUUAACACCAGUUAUAAAAUCACCACCAAGAGAUAAAUCCAAAAAUCAAUUAUUGAGGAAUAAUCAUAUUAAAAAUAUUCAACUAAGAUUGAACAACCAAAACAAUAAAAUAAACAAGACUAUCAAAGAUUUGAAAAUUGAGACCACAAAGAAAAUUGAAUUUCAAACUUUCAAGUUAAAUGAAAACUACAAGAUUGCAAAGUUUAGAAGAGAAAAUUAUUUGAAUUUGAUAAAGGAAAGAGCUGGAAAAUUUAUCACCAACAACAAUUACAAUAAUAAUGAUAAAGGCAGGAUACUAUCAGCUGGAACUGAGAACAAGGAAUAUGGCAAAAGCCGAAUCAAUAGUGUUAAUAGUCUAAAACUACAUUUCAACAUUCCAUUCAGCCAUAUCUCACCAUCAACGAUUGAGAAUAUAACAAACUUUCAAUCUCGAUCAAGACAAUAUUUAUUAAGAACAUCUGUGAAAUUUUUACAACAAUCAAAUUUCCUUAAAAAGUUUAACAAAAUGCCAUUUAAUCAAGUAUUAACAUGUUUAAAUUCAGAAUCAAGUAUUAAAAAAAGUCUUUGUUUUGUACUUAAGUACCUCAAUAUUACUAAAGAUGUAUUUGAAACCAAGAUUUUUUUGUAUUGUUUUAUAAUGAUAUCUGAUUUUAAUGAUUGCAUGCAAAAUGGUCCAUAUCAACCUGGUUUUAAUCAUAACAUAAAUUAUGAUAAUAUCAAUUCUAAUUCAGGUACUUUUAAUAGUAAUGAAGAAUCAAAUUUUUUCAAUAAUUUUAUUUGGGUUUUGCUAUUCAAGUAUAGUACUUAUUUAUUAGAAGAGUUCACAAAUUUAGUUCAUGGAGACAACCAACCAAUGAUUACUUGUAAGCUUCAAAGCUAUUGGGAAGACUACAAAUUCAUUUUCAAAAUUUUCAAAUGGAAUCAUUACUUGAAUAUUAAAAAAAUCUUAUACAGUUCAAUAUCUAUAGUUGAUCAACAAUUGAAAAUUUUAAACAACAACAACAACAAAAAUAACCCAUUCGAUGAAGGAGAUAACAUAAACAACGAUAUAUUUCACCAGAAAGAGAGGAUGACUAUGGAGUUAAAUUUGUUAGACAAUUACAAUUUGAAAAGUUUACAAGAGUUCAAUUCUUCAGCUAGAGUCAAAAAUUUUAAGGAAAAACUAUCUAACAAAAUUAAUGAUAUCUACUUGAGUUACAAGCACUACAACAAGAGCAAUUCAAGACUAUCAACAAACAAUUUUAUUCAAAACAAAGCUAAUUACAUUUGUUAUAAUAAUUUGAAAUUUCAUAUACCUCAUUUUUUACCACUUGAGAAAUGGAGGUCAUAUUGGAGAGCUUAUUACUUCGAGAAUAAUUUCAAAGAUAAUAAUAAUAAUCAUGAAUGUGAAAGUAAUGUUCCACUUAAGUUGAAAAGUGGGUAUUUGGGGGAAAUCAACAGUUAUUAUUACAAUGGCAUGAGUAAAUUUGACGGUGGUAAUAGAUACAUCAACGAGGAAUCAAAAAUAAACUAUUUUGAAUUAAUUGACUCCAUGAUUGACGUGAAAUCCGUAACUUUGAAAGAAAUAUAUGAAAUAUUAUUCAAUUACUAUAUUCAAUUUUCAUCGAUCGAAGAGUUUCCAAAUGAUGAUUUAGAUAGUGAAUCAGAUUAUGAAGAGACUUUUGAAUUUAUAGAGUAUAGUAUUAAUGACGAGAGUAAUUUUGAUCAUGAUAUUGAGUAUUUCAAUAAGAUUAAAUCACUUUUUAAGCAUUAUGAUCAAUUAAAUAAAUUCAAUCAUAUAAUCAACAAUGAAAACAAUCAUCAAAAAUUGGAUAAUGAAAUUAUUCUACAGUUAAAAUAUGAAAUAUUGAUUCAAUACUUGAACAAAUGUCAUUUUGGUAAUGGCAGUAACAAUGACUUUACCAAAUUCAAAAAAUUUGAAAAUUUGAUUACAAUUUUUAACUUGUCAAAUUUUAAAAAUUUGAAGUUUUCAAUUUACACAUUAAAUCCUCAAUUAUUAUUUCCAAAAUUUUAUAAAAAAUUCAUGAUGAGAAAUCAUUAUUUAUCAUUGAUUAAACAUGUUGAUUAUUUGGAACCUACUUUGGUUGCAUCGUCCAAGUACAGUUUGAAUAGAGUUUUACAAUUCGAGUCAACUCACAAUUUAUUAAGUUUUAAAUUUUUCAAUAAUUUAUUCAUCAAUCAUAUGCUUAAUAUAGACAAAUGCUUGGAAGAGGGCAAGAUGCAAGUUGAUGGUUUUGAUACAGUAGAUAAAGAAGAUGAAAUCUUAUCAAAUUUUGAGAGUGAUUUUUUGAAAUAUAAUCAAGAAUUGAAGAAACUUUUGAAAUUAAAUUGUUUUGGAAUAAUGUACAAAAAUUAUUUUCCAAAUUAUUCAAAUGUUUUGCAAUCUUCAAUUAUAAACUUAUUCACGACUUACGAAGAGUACUAUAAAAUCAAUACUUUAGAUUUAUCAUCAUCGGCACCACAUACAGACUUAAGUCAAACGGAUGUGUUGAAGUUUUUCAACUACUACCAUCAUCACAACGAGAACAUCACUCAAAUAUUGAGUAUAAAAUGGUUAGACUUGAUGAAAGAAAAAACUAGUCAAUAUAACAACAGAAAUCAAACAUUUAAUUUAAUUGCAUAUAAUGAUCCCAAUUUUAAAUUUUACGUAAAGGAAAUUAACGAAUUAUCAAAUGAGAUUUUUAGAUUUAGUUCUUAUUUAUAUGAAGUAUAUAAUCCUAUUUUAAAUUGGAUCUAUGAAGACUUGGCAAUAAACAAUGAAGGGUUAGACAGUAGUUGA